AUGGAAAGCGAGAAUCCGAGGCCCACCAAAAAGCGCCAUCUGGCGGCGGAGGAGCGCCAGCGAGCAGUUCGCGCGCGUUGUCGCCAUUUGCGUCGUCAGUGCCAAUUCUCCAACGCGCCAGCGACGGUGGAGAAACGCGCGCCCGACAUUGCCACCUCGUUCAAAGAAGUGAUGGACCGUUUGCAGUGCAUGGAAUACAUCCUCAAGCACCAUUUUCCCAAUCUUGGCCUGGAUAUUGACUCCCUGCGCCGCAUGUGCGAUACUUUGACAUUGUCGACUACUCAGCCGGCGACUAGUACGUCGCUCGACCCACUUGGAGAUGAACAGCCUACCGAGAGCCCUGGAAUCGAGGACGAGGACUGUACUGUUGAAUACGUAGACAACACCACAGCUCAUUACUCCGGCGAGUUUUCACAUUGGAACUUCUCGAUGCAUAUCAAAAGGAACAUUGACGAGCUCAUGGCUAGAUCCAAUGUGCCGCGCUUGGAUAAAGAAAACCGGGUGCCAGCCUUCAUGCGUGUGGGCGAAGCAGACCCGGACUCAACCUCCAUGGCGGACAUCGUUACGAUCCUUCCGCCUCGUCCAGUAGCGACUUUCUUGAUCAAUGUAUUCUUCAAGCACGCAACAAGUAUAUACUACUAUGUGGAUCGAGCCUGGCUUGACAGUGUUCUUGACCGUAUAUACGCCAACUUGAACGGACUACGAAGCAAGGAUAUUACUGCAGCAUGCGUGGUGCUGAUGGUUCUUGCUGUUGGGACGCAAUACGUCCACUUGGACUCUCCUCGACAACACAGUAGAGGUAGUGUUGACGCUGUGAUGAACCCCGAUUCCGGAAGUAGCUGGGAGCUCGACAUUGGAUCCGCCUUCUACCGCCAAGUGGCCAAACUUCUGUCCGAAGUCAUCCAUUCAGGCUCACUGCUUAGUGUGCAAGUCUUUCUACUCCUUGGCCUCUAUAAUUUGCCCAUCGAUGCUUCUGGGUUGGGGUACAUAUAUCUAAACAUGGCCAUCAAACUGGCCAUACAAAAUGGCAUGCACCGAAAGGCCUCACGCAGUGUUUUUGACUCAAGCACCAAAGAGAUCAGACGCCGUAUCUGGUGGACAACGUACUGUAUGGAAAGGUACGAUGAUCUCACGGCUGACUUUAUUGGGGUAGAUCGCGGCUCCGAACGUCUAGAAGCCAUUAGAGAAAUGGCCUCUGUCGGCGACUCAGCGCGUUCGGAAGUUUCCCUCAUUGAAACACUCGAAGCGGCAUUGCACCGACUUCAUAUGUUCGAUUCAAGUCCCAAAGAACCGACAUACCAAGCUGGGGGCUUAGAGCAAGAUGGUUAUGAAGGUUUAGUCAACUGGUAUACGAGAUUACGAGACUCCGCAAUGAGUCGUGGUCGACACCCGACUUACAAUGGUGAGAGCGCAGAAGUAGCGAGGCCGCAGAACCCGGUACGUGUUACGCAACCACGGCCGAACAGAAAUGGCCAGGCAGCUACCGGUAUUCCACAUGACUUCUCCAUCGAGAACUUUCCCUUUGAUUUUGAUCUACUCAACUCGGACGGGAACGUGGCUUUCUUUACACCGGAUCUCAACGAGCAUGGUGGCCCAGAGCGGGAGCUAUUCGAGAACCUGAUGUGGAUGCCGAAGUAG
Molecule: messenger RNA, 1638 nt
Organism: Pyrenophora tritici-repentis Pt-1C-BFP
Lineage: Eukaryota; Fungi; Ascomycota; Dothideomycetes; Pleosporales; Pleosporaceae
Source: RefSeq, a predicted model, not a curated record